Molecule: messenger RNA, 851 nt
Organism: Salvia splendens (bonfire salvia)
Lineage: Eukaryota; Viridiplantae; Streptophyta; Magnoliopsida; Lamiales; Lamiaceae
Exons: 4
Coding region: 76-714 (212 amino acids)
Source: RefSeq, a predicted model, not a curated record
ACUCAACAAACUAAUUCAUCUCUAUAUUAUACUCUGUUCUGCUCAUUAAUCUCAACUAAAAACGAAGUUGGAGAGAUGAAUUUUAAGUUUAUAUGUCUGGGGUUUGUGACGCUAUGGUGUUUGUUGUGGCCUAUUGUGAGCCAGCCGCCGAUGCCGGACGGAUUCUGGUACGGCGAGGAGGCGGCGGAGGAGAAGGUGUUGAUUGAAGCGUUUUUCGACCCGGUUUGCCCCGACAGCCGCGACUCGUGGCCGUCGCUCAAGCAAGUCUUCCAGGAAUUCGCCUCUCGCGUUAGGCUCGUCGUCCACACCUUUCCUUUACCUUACCAUGACAAUGCAUUUGCCACUUCUCGUGCGCUGCAUAUAACUAAUAAGCUAAAGAACACUUCAGCAACAUACCAUCUACUAGAAGCAUUUUUCAACCAUCAGGAACAAUUUUAUGGGAAGGCAACAAUUAACAAGUCUAGAGCAGUUGUGACGGAGCAUAUAGUGGAGUUCACGGCAAAUGCACUUGGUUCAUCGUAUCAUUCUGCAAUCAAAUCCGGCUUCAACGAAACCAACACGGAUCUUGCAACAAGAUAUGCUUUCAAGUAUGGUUGCAUACGAGGAGUUUAUGGGACACCGUUCUUCUUCGUGAACGGGUUCCCGUUGCCCGAUGCCGGAUCGCCUCUCGACUAUAAAGGAUGGAGAAAAGUGUUGGAUCCUCUACUUGGAUAGUAGGAGUACCUACAAAUGCAAACAAUCUAGUUAUCUUUCCAAAUAUUUAGUACUAUUUCCGAUUUUAUUUAGCUUACUUUCAAUAUAUAUAAAUAUGUAUUGUACUGUAUUUCAAUUUUAAUUUAGUAUUGUACUCC